Globicephala melas (long-finned pilot whale) is the source of this 5477-nucleotide messenger RNA. It is a transcript of the gene SRSF11, whose product is annotated as serine and arginine rich splicing factor 11. The record is from RefSeq and is a predicted model, not a curated record. Gene Ontology annotation, biological process: RNA splicing. NCBI's taxonomy places the organism in Eukaryota, Metazoa, Chordata, Mammalia, Artiodactyla, Delphinidae. Gene Ontology annotation, molecular function: RNA binding. Gene Ontology annotation, cellular component: nucleoplasm.
GCCUCUUCCCGCCUGAUGAUUCGCCUUUGCCAGUCUCAUCCCGAGUCUGCUUUGUUAAGUUCCAUGAUCCGGACUCAGCAGUUGUGGCACAGCAUCUGACAAACACUGUAUUCGUUGACAGAGCUUUGAUAGUCGUACCAUAUGCAGAAGGUUUGUGCUUUGUUUAACUACCUAUGUGGGCAUCCUAUGAUGACCAUCUACCUCAGUGUAGUUUUAGAGUGAGCAUUAGUAGCAUGUUAAAAAUCUAAGCUAUUAACAUUUUGAAACCCUUGUUAUACUGUGGUCCAUAUUUUUACUUGAAGGCUUUCUUUUUAACUUAAAAACUCAAAAUCAGGUCUGUUUUUAUAAGAUAUUUAACCUUUUGCAUUAUUUUAAAGUAUUUUUAAGUUCAUUAAAACCAUAUCCCUAAUAUCUACUUAGUUAAUUUAAUGUUGUUUUAUGAAAAUGUCCUGAAGGUGAACAGUUCACGCCAUGCACAUUUACACAGAAACCUUCAAAUAAAUGCAUGAUGUUGUUUCUGUUUUGAAUAAAUGUGACCAGGUUGGUUUUAUUCCUUAGUGAUUCCUCUUAGUGAUUCUUCUCACUGAUAACUUUAAAAAAUAUAUCCCACAUUGAAUUUCAGUAUACCAAGGGUCGCAAUGAUUUUGGUUUUUAUGAAAGUUCAAGAUUUCCUAUAGCUUAGGUGCCAGAUGGGCACUGGGUGUUUUGUUUUUAUGCCAGAUUUUCUUGUUCAUUCUUGCUAUAUUUUCUAGAAUAUCUCUAAAUAAUAAAUUCUUCUCUCUGUUAUUUGUGUGUGUGAUUUUUGUAGUGGAGAAGGCAAAUGCAAAACUCUUCCAGAUGACUGAAAAACAGUGGGUCCUCUGCAGCUACAGGGGAUUCUAGACAUUAACUAAAGGCCAGCAAGCACUCAAGUCCCCCAGGUGUUUUCCUGGUGUAACCAUUUGUUAACUACAUUUUUCUCUCUUUUUACAUUUUAGGCUGUUAAAGUAAUUUGGCAGAAAAAUAAUGAGCAGGGUUUUUGGAUCUAAAAAAGCCACUGUGACAAGACAGCACUCUAUUAAUUCCAUUUUGUAAAAUUUUCUAAGACAUAUAUUAGUUUGUUCCCAAUGUACUGCUACUUUAUUUGCUUUUUGGUAACUAUAAAUUUGAGUCAAAGAAGUCACUGAAAUAUGUUACAACUACUGGAUUUUAUUAACAUAUAUGCUGACCAAGAUAUAAAUGCUUUCCCCUUUCCUUAGUGAACUGGUCAGUGGAAGCAGAAUCUUGAUAUUGUUAACUUUAGAUGCUAUCUUAGAUCUUUGAAUACCGAUGUGAACAUUUACACCAUUCCUUGUAAAAGUUGUGAAAUGUCUAGUCCUUAAAACUUAGAAAAAUUGCCUCUGUGGUUUUCUAAAGAAAUUAAAUUGCAUUCAUAGUUGGGUUAAGGCAUGCUAUAUAAUAACAGUAAAUCUAUGUCCGUGAUAUUAAAGUGUAUGAGCCCAAUUCUAAGGUUUUAAAAUAUAUAUAUGCUGAUAAACUUAUGAGUUAGUAUGUUUUGAUUAAGCAUUUUCUUUUAUAUCAGUGUGCCUGUUGUAGGAUAAGACUUAUCACCAAGAGAAAAUUUACAGAAUUCAAAUUUAGGAUAAGUAAAAUGUAGAACAUAGCUUUUGGAACAAGGGUCAAAUCAUGUGAGUAAUUUACAAAACAUUAGUUAGCCUUUUAAUUUAAAGAAUUCUUAUUGGCUAAGUAUUAUAGUUCCCAAGCCCUGAACAUAAUACAGUAUAUCAUAUAACUGGCUUUCAUAAAUAUUUUUAGACCAUAAUAAUUUUUCUGGAUCUGUUUUGAAAGUGAAAUAUUUAGAGAGUACAUAUAUAGAAUUACAGAAAUAUUUAGUUCCAGAAUCUAUUAGUGUAUUACUGUAAUUUUUGGUAUGGUAUGCUGUAUUAAUGUUAUGUCCACUAAAUAUCUGAUGUACUCAAUCCCUUUGUCACCAUUCACCCUGGCUUUAGCUCUUAAGCUUUGGUGUUGGUUCUUGGUCAGUGUUUUAGAACAAUAGACACAAAGUCUACGGUAAGGAAUAGUCUUAACUGGUAAAACUGAGAUAGCUGGAUUUGGAAGGAACUCUUAAUAGUAAUGGAUUUGGGGAUUAUUUAGGUUCCUUGGUUAAUGUUUGUUUCUUUUGUCUGUUUCUUUUUCUUUCGUUUCUACACAUUCAUGCAGUAUUUCAUGGUUCUAUCAAAGCAGCAGUAAAAAAAAAUACUCUUGACGCAUGAAAAUUAACUGUUCUUUUCCCUGGUUCAGCCUGAACUAUAUACCAGGCCCUGCUGAAAAUACCACCCAACAGUUUUCUUCUGCAGCUUAUCCAGUUUCUCUUAAGUGCCCUGUACAUAUUGUAUGUUUUAUGAUGAGAUGCAGUUUCUUAAUAUGUAUUACAGAAAUACUACUGGUAUUUGCAAAUAUGUAGUUUAAUUGUAUUAUUGAACUCUCAUUUUGGGGGCUUGGGCACAUUAACAGAUUAAUCCAUCUGUAUAGGGCUUUUGCUGUUGGAUAGAAUUUAAAUUGUCUACAUAAAUAUUUGUCUUAGGGCCCUUAGAUUUUAUCUGAAUACACAGAUUAGGCUUUAAAAACAGACAUACAUGUUGUUUUUGGCUUUAGGAGUUUGGCUAAGCUAGCUUUUCAACUGACACUAUGUAGCAGCAUUUUUGGUAUGGUUAGCAUGGCACAUGUUGGAACAUAAGGCAUUUUACUAUACAGGUAAGGAAUGUGCCAUGUUGUUUUACUUAUUCUCUCUCUCUUUCUCUCUCACUCACUCCCACACACACAUCCUGUGUGUAUUCAGAGACCUUCAGAAACAUUCAUUUUCAUGAGUCAGCAAAAGCCCUACGCUUGAUUCCAACAGAAUAUUUCCUUUACAUACUUUUCUUCUCUUAAUUUUUACAAAAUUUGUAUGGUAGGUGUAAAAGAAAAUCAUAGUAACUGUACCAUAUUAUUAACCCCUAAAUCAAACUUUUUUUGUCUUGUGUAUCUUGAUUUUUCUGUGUGCUUUAUAGUGAAGCAGCCGACACGAGUCGUUGUUCAUAAAACAGCUUUUGAAAGUUGAGAGCACACCCCUGGAGAACCGACUGUGCUUGCUUACGUUUGGUUCAUGACUUAAAAAUCGAGUACAGGAGUUAUUCCUGAUGAGACUAAGGCUUUGUCUCUGUUGGCACCAGCUAACGCAGUGGCAGGUCUUCUGCCUGGUGGUGGACUCCUGCCUACUCCUAACCCACUUACCCAGAUUGGCGCUGUUCCAUUGGCUGCUUUGGGAGCUCCUACUCUUGAUCCUGCCCUUGCUGCACUUGGGCUUCCUGGAGCAAACUUGAACUCUCAGUCUCUUGCAGCAGAUCAGUUGCUGAAACUUAUGAGUACUGUUGAUCCCAAGUUGAAUCAUGUAGCUGCUGGUCUUGUUUCACCAAGUCUGAAAUCAGAUACCUCUAGUAAAGAAAUAGAGGAAGCCAUGAAGAGAGUACGAGAAGCACAGUCCCUAAUUUCUGCUGCUAUAGAACCAGAUAAGAAGGAAGAAAAACGAAGGCACUCGAGAUCAAGAUCACGUUCUAGGAGGAGGAGGACUCCCUCAUCUUCUAGGCACAGGCGGUCAAGAAGCAGAUCAAGAAGGCGAUCACAUUCUAAGUCAAGGAGUAGACGACGAUCCAAAAGUCCAAGACGGAGAAGAUCUCAUUCCAGAGAGAGGGGUAGAAGGUCAAGGAGCACAUCAAAAAACAGAGACAAAAAGAAAGAAGACAAAGAAAAGAAGCGUUCCAAAACACCACCAAAAAGUUACAGCACAGCCAGACGUUCCAGAAGUGCAAGCAGUUUGCACAUUUGUGGUUCUAGAGAGAGACGACGACGAAGAAGCAGAAGUGGCACAAGAUCUCCUAAAAAGCCUAGGUCUCCCAAAAGAAAAUUGUCUCGCUCACCAUCACCUAGGAGACAUAAAAAGGAGAAGAAGAAAGAUAAAGACAAGGAAAGAAGCAGAGAUGAAAGAGAACGAUCCACAAGCAAGAAGAAGAAAAGUAAAGAUAAGGAAAAGGAACGGGAAAGAAAAUCAGAGAGUGAUAAAGAUGUAAAACAGGUUACACGGGACUAUGAUGAAGAGGAGCAGGGGUAUGACAGCGAGAAAGAGAAGAAAGAGGAGAAGAAACUGACAGAGCCAGCUUCUCCUAAAGCAAAAGAGUGUUCUGUGGAAAAGGGAACUGGUGACUCACUAAGAGAAUCCAAAGUGAAUGGCGAUGAUCAUCAUGAAGAAGACAUGGAUAUGAGUGACUGAAUAUUGCCUCUGUGGGAAUCCAACUGUAUACGUGCAUCAGUGUCAUUCCUCUGUGUGAUUCCUUAAUGCUGUAUUUGUUCAUCUCAAAUCUAGAUGUAUACAGCUCUGAGUCAUAAAUGGUUAUAAAGCUCUUGAUGUUGAUAUUUGUUAUUUACAUCCAAAAGCUUUUAGAAAAAUGAUACAUGGGUAACCAGUUAUUGACAGGUUGAAAUCUGAUUGAGUAAACAAGCAGUUUUACUAUUCUGGUGCUGCUUCAUAACAAAAAUGAAAAGCUGCAUGCAUCUACAGCAGGCAUGGAUUGUUUAUGUUGUAUGAUCUCCUUUAUUAAGUUCACUUAUAGUAUUUCUAGAAUUUGAUUCAUUGCCGUAAUAGAGCCAUGUAGGGAAUGCACUGAUUGCAUGUUAAUUGUGGCAGGAAUAUCCUAAAUGUCAUUCAAAUCCUCCAACAUGAUGGAUCUACUUAUGGUCUUGUUUGUUGACAUGACAAAUUAACAUUCUUAUAGUUACAUCUGGAAAUGAGCAUUUGAAAUAGAUAAUCCUUUAAGCCUUGUGGCUAAAUUUUUGUGGCUUUUGUUUAACUUUGAAGGGUUAUAUAUGCACUAACCUUUUUUGAUGGCUAUAAUUAGGCUUUAAUUACAGAAACAAGAUUUCAAUGAAACUGUCUUUGGCAGUAAGUAAAUAGCAUAUUUUGGAGUAGAGUUGUAUACUUUUUCAUAAGGUGUUUGGGAAUUUUUUUUCCUAAAAUAAUUUAUUGAACAUCUGCAUCAGUGAAAGUUAUCUGCCUAUCCUGAAGUCCAUCUGUAAAAGAAAGUUAUCUCUUGUCCUGAUUUUCAAUUGUCCACUCUUUUAUUAAUUUGUUUUAAUCUCGUUGUUGGAAAAGGGGGAUAGUGCAUUUUAAAUUGACCUUCAUAUGCUUUUAAAAAUAAGACAGAUCUACUUGAUAAUGUACUUUUUAUUUGAUCUCAAGUUGUAUAAAACCAAUAAAUUUUGUGUUACUGUUACUGCAGUAGUAAUCUUAUGCACACAGUGAUUCCAUGUUAAAUGCAAAGUAGUUAGGCAACUGUUUUCUUACAGGAGUUUCCAAGCUUCACUUUUGUGCAGUAAAAACAAAAGUAGGCUACAGUCUGUGCCAUGUUGAUGUACAGUUUCUGAAAUUGUUUUACAAGACUUUGAUAAUAAAACCCUUAAACUUA